This is a messenger RNA of Nannospalax galili (Upper Galilee mountains blind mole rat), 2726 nucleotides long. It is a transcript of the gene Lrrc1, whose product is annotated as leucine rich repeat containing 1. Gene Ontology annotation, cellular component: postsynaptic membrane; adherens junction; postsynaptic density. The record is from RefSeq and is a predicted model, not a curated record. Lineage: Eukaryota; Metazoa; Chordata; Mammalia; Rodentia; Spalacidae. The coding region runs from base 236 to 1810 and encodes 524 amino acids. Gene Ontology annotation, biological process: neurotransmitter receptor transport, endosome to postsynaptic membrane; neurotransmitter receptor transport postsynaptic membrane to endosome. The transcript has 14 exons. Gene Ontology annotation, molecular function: protein binding.
GAACGACGAGCGGAGCGGCGGUGGGAGGGGACCGCGGGCCGGGCGGGCCGGGGCGGGGCGCGGGCGCGGCGGAGGCUCCUGCGCUGCUUCCUCCGAGCGCUCGGGACCGCGGAGCCCGGGCGACGGGCGAGGAGGCUGGGCGGGCAAGGACGCGGAGCGGGCCGGGCGCAGCGGGGCGCAGCGGGCUCGCAUCCCGGGCUCCGCGGCUCGGGACCCGGCUGCGGCGGCUCCGGCGAUGUUCCACUGCAUCCCCCUGUGGCGGUGCAACCGUCAUGUGGAGACCAUCGACAAGCGCCACUGCUCCCUGGUUUACGUCCCCGAGGAGAUCUACCGCUAUGCCCGCAGCCUGGAGGAGCUGCUGCUGGACGCCAACCAGCUCCGGGAGCUGCCCGAGCAAUUUUUCCAGCUAGUCAAAUUACGAAAACUUGGACUUAGUGAUAAUGAAAUUCAGCGGCUCCCGCCAGAAAUAGCUAACUUCAUGCAGCUGGUGGAACUUGAUGUGUCUCGAAAUGAUAUUCCUGAAAUUCCAGAAAGCAUCUCCUUCUGUAAAGCACUACAAAUAGCUGACUUCAGUGGAAAUCCACUGACCAGGUUGCCAGAGAGCUUUCCUGAACUACAGAAUUUAACAUGUCUUUCCGUAAAUGACAUCUCACUGCAGUCUCUGCCUGAAAAUAUUGGAAAUCUUUAUAACCUGGCUUCACUGGAACUGAGAGAGAAUCUUCUUACGUAUCUUCCUGACUCUCUUACCCAACUACGGAGACUUGAAGAACUUGAUUUAGGAAACAAUGAAAUAUAUAAUUUGCCAGAAUCAAUUGGCGCGCUCUUACAUCUGAAGGAUCUCUGGUUGGAUGGAAAUCAGCUAUCUGAAUUACCUCAGGAAAUCGGGAAUCUGAAGAGCCUGCUAUGCUUAGAUGUCUCUGAGAACAGGUUGGAAAGACUUCCUGAAGAAAUCAGUGGCCUGACUUCUUUAACAGAUUUAGUCAUUUCCCAGAACUUACUGGAAACAAUUCCAGAUGGCAUCGGAAAACUAAAGAAGCUGUCAAUCUUGAAGGUGGAUCAGAACAGACUCACACACUUGCCUGAAUCCAUUGGGGACUGUGAAAAUCUCACAGAGUUAGUUCUUACUGAAAAUCAUCUUCUGACUUUACCUAAGAGCAUUGGAAAACUUAAGAAGUUGAGCAACUUGAAUGCAGACAGAAAUAAAUUAGUGUCUUUACCGAAAGAGAUUGGCGGGUGCUGCAGCCUCACUGUGUUCUGUGUACGUGACAACAAACUAACUCGAAUUCCUGCAGAGGUGUCACAGGCACUGGAACUUCACGUCCUGGACGUGGCAGGGAACAGGUUGCAGCAUCUGCCUUUGUCCCUGACCACCUUGAAGUUAAAGGCUCUGUGGUUAUCUGACAACCAGUCUCAACCUCUGCUCACAUUCCAGACAGACAUAGACCACAGCACAGGGGAGAAGAUUCUAACUUGUGUCUUACUUCCUCAGCUGCCUUCUGAAGCUACUUGCCAAGAGAAUCUGCCUCGCUGUGGUGCACUGGAGAGCUUGGUCCAUGAUGUCUCGGACGAAGCCUGGAAUGACCGUGCGGUACACAGAGUCAGUGCAAUCCGGUUUGUGGAGGAUGAAAGAGAUGAAGAAGAGAACGAAACGAGAACGCUUCUUCGGAGAGCCACUCCACACCCAGGGGAGUUAAAGACCAUGAGAAAGACAGUGGAGAAUUUGCGGAACGAUCUGAAUGCUGCUAAGGGACUGGAUUCAAACAAAAACCAGGUCAAUCAUACCACUGACCGAGUGACCACCUCCGUGUAGAACCGCACCUCCCACCGAGUGACCACAUCUGUGUAGGAUCUCACCUCCCAGUUUGCCUGCUCCAUCUUCCCUGUUGUGGAGAUGUCCUAUGCUCCUGAGGAGCCUCAAGCAGUCCUUCAACUUCACCAUCCCCGUUCUGGGAUGCUGCUCUCUCCCAGAAAGUGCCUUACUCCUCCCUCAGUCAGUCAUCACUCCUGCAGCCUCCCAUCCUAGUUGUUUCUCAAAUUUCAGUUGUUAAUAAUAAGUAGAAUACACUACUGUCAACAUCUGACCUUCAUUUCUGUCUUAUGUUGGGGUAAGGGAGAGCAGAAAGUGGAAUUAUCCUCUUCCCCUCCAUUAAGUACUGGACAUUUUGAACCUAAGUACUCACGGACCUAAGGAUGGGAGGAGGCUUUAUGUAUGGGGAAAAUUGAUACUUUUUUAACCUUUUUGGCAGCUCAGAUGGUGUAAAUUUAAAACUUUUGUAUAGGUCUUUCAUAACAAAACUUAUGUAUUUCUUUGUUAUUUUAUCUGGAAGACGGUACAUAUUUUCGUAUUUGCGCAGAAAAACAAACGAGGCCUAAAGUAUUUGUUUUCAUUUGUACCGUCCACUGCGUGCCUUACUGUGUCCUGUGUCCUGUCAGGACAGUUGUAGACAGUUGUAACCAGUGUGUCUUUGAGCAGGGAGAUGGGAACAGGAAUGUGGUCAUUUUAAAAGUGUUGCAUUUUAAUCAGUAAUUUACCAGGUAGAUUUGUUUGUUAACCAAAAAGGUGAAUUUAUCAAUGAUUUAUAAGUUAUAUCAGGUAUUUCUUCGAAAAGAUGAACCAAAGGGUUAGACUGCUGAUACUUCACUUUAAAGACUCUCUUUUAGUGACUAAAUCCUAAUGAGUGCAGUGUCAGACUGCCUACUCCAAAGAUCUGUGCCAUUUGUAUAAU